UUUAUAAAAAUGUUCAUUCUCAUUUAGUUGGUAAAAUAGAAAACUAUGAAGGUGCUUUAUUGAUAAAACAGAAGACGGUGUCUCAUUUUAUAUAUAUUUACGCGCAGAGCGACGUGGUCUUAUCCGAGACGACAAGACAAGGACAUUGUAGAAAAAGAGAGAAGAAGGAGUCGAAAGAGGGGAAAAACUGUUAGGUCAGCUGCGUAACUUUUGUAUAACAGAGAUCCUACUCUGUUUAGUGCGGUAAAACGCGUGUGCGUCACCGUUGUAUCGAUGCACAAAAUAAAAAAGAAAUCAUCGCAGCGUGAUUUUUAUAUAGUAUUUAUCGAGAAGGAAAACAACGUAAUUUUAUGUUUGAAAAACGGGGGUUAGCGUGAAAAAGUGUCGUUAGUGAUUGUCUCCUUUUCAAGCGGUUUCAUGUUAUUGAGAAUCGAUGUAAAAAAAAGAAAUCCUCAGCCAAGUGCACUAUUUUACGUGUUUACUUAAUCAGAAAUGUGGAAGUGAAUUGUAUUAUUUUUUCACCGUGCGAAAUACGAGUGUUUCGCAAUUUGUCGCACAGAGAGCGCGUUUUCUCGCAAAAUCGUAGCUAACGAACUUCUCCCGAGAGAUGGAUGAAGAAGCGCAGCACCAUUAUGAACUGCGAAGUAGGAGUAGAUCGAGAUCACACACUCCUAUGAUAUUAAAUCAAACUUCGAACGACUCGGACACACCGGAACAUCAUUACGAUCUAAGGAGUAAAAGUCGAGAAAGAUCUCACACGCCUGGUGAAGUAACGAGCAGCAGACGUUCAGGAACAAGAUCAUUACCAGGCAGCACAGGAAAGCAGAGAGAGAAAGAGUCCAAAGUAAUGGAUAUAAUAGCGGAAAAGAAAGAAGAAUCAAAAAUGGAGAAUAUGACGAGCGAUCAAAGUCGUCGUUCAGAGAGUUCUACAUCGUCAAACGUAUCGCGAAAAAUUGAGCGACGUUCUGAACGUCAGAGAGUUAAGAGACAGAUUUUUUCAAACGGACUAACAGAGACGAAGGAAAAUUCGUCAGAAACAAAAAUAACGGAAAAACGCAAAAGCAUUACUCCCAGAAGAACUAUCACAAGUGACUAUUCGUCGGAGGAAGGAGAAAAGGAAGAUCCACCAAGUAGACCGGGCUCUGCGUAUGAAAUAUAUAAACAAGCUGGUGAAUGGUGGAACGUGUUUCCUAAAACUGAUUACACGUAUUCGCAACACUCACAAUCGCGAUAUGAGAUCGCACCGGGUGUAUUAGCGAUGCCGAAUAUGUCUCGGCCCUCGAUUCAUUCGGACGGAAACAGUACGAGCGACAGUGUCAAUUCUUUGAGCCAACAAAAUUUAAGUCAACGCUCGUGUGGCACUAGAGAAAGCUACGGCGAAUCGUUGGAUGAAGACGCUAGAGAAACCAUUGAACAGAAUCGUUUGAACGAUUUGCAUUCUUGUCGAUUGCGGUCAGGUCUUACCAUGGGAGAAAGAUCGGAGGAUUCGAUAGUUUACAAAAAAACUCUCCUCGCACAGUACAAAAGUCGUCGCGAAGUUAUUUACGGUGAACAAAGCGCUUUCGCGAGGGAAGAGCGCUACGGUAUGUCGUCACAAGUUGAUUCGGACACCGAGCUCGAUGAAGCAAUUACAUUACGAACAACAAACCGAGAGAAAAAAUGGAGAAUACGGCAAUGGAUGGAAAUAAUUUGGCGUACUCUUGUCACGUGGAUUUACAGUUUUUGGCAGUUCGUAAAUGUUAGAAUACUUCGAAGAAAAACUGCUACAACUAGUCACGAAUAUUAUCGUUAUCGAGAAUCUAAAUGGAAAAAAGCUUUGGAUCUGAUCGACCGUUUAAUGCAGUAUUUCUAUUUUUUAAUGGUGAGGAUACUGUAUUUAGACACUUGGCUUUUAAGUCGAGCGACAAGUGUUCGACAGCGUUCGAAAGGCAGACGAUCGGGAGUGAUAUGGCUCAUAUUUUUGCCGCCUCUCCUUUUAGCUGGAUUUUGGCUUUUCUCGAACACACUGAACUCUAUCAAACCUUUCUCCAUCACGGGAUUUCUGACUCAAGGAGUUUUCUCGCCGGAAUCAAAAAUUCUCAAGACCGUGGCAAACGAUCAAUCCGAUGGAGAGGAGCAUAAAAUUCUGAUGGAAUCUUUGCUUCGAAGAGUCGAAAAGUUGGAGUCUGCAGAAACGAGCAAAGUGCAAAACAUCGAAUACAUAAACCAAUCGAUGGACCAGUUACGAAAAGACAACACGACGAUAUGGGAGCAUUACGGUGAAAAACUGCACAGCAUUGAAGAAAAUCUGGACAAAAAAAGCGAGGAAAGUUCGAGCGAGAUACGAGCCAUAAAAUUGGAGCUGCAAAGUCUUCGAGAAUUGUACGGAACAUUAAAAGCUUGUUGCGACCAAAGCGCAUCGACUUUGAGAAGCGAGCAAAUGGAGGAACAAGUGGAUCGAGCUGUUGCUGGAUAUUUUGGCGACGGAAUUUCGAAACAGGAAAUGAAUCGGAUCGUCGAAAGUUUGCUUAUUGCCAGCUCUGAAAAAAAAUCCGUCAAAACCGGAGAUGAAGCAGCCGCUCUCGACGAAAACGGUGGGGUUACUUGCUCAGGUUCUUCCUCGAUGUCUGAUGACGAUGUGCGAAAAAUCGUUAACGCAGUCCUCAAAAUUUAUGAUGCUGAUAAAACCGGGAAGGUCGAUUACGCUCUUGAAUCUGCAGGUGGUCAAGUGAUAAGCACACGUUGUACGCAACGUUACAACGUGAACACGCGAGCCUUCAAACUUUUGGGUGUGACGUUGUUCUACGAGAGCAACAAUCCGCGUACAGUGAUUCAAGGAAAUUCGUUGCAACCAGGAGUGUGUUGGGCUUUCCAAGAUUUUCCAGGAUACCUGCUCAUUAAAUUAAGAAGUUUGAUAACAGUAACUGGAUUCACCUUGGAGCAUGUGCCGAGGUCGCUUCUACCAAACAGUGAAAUGAGGAGCGCGCCUCGAAAGUUCAACGUUUGGGGUUUGAAGGAUGAGAAUGACGUGAAACCGGUCAUGUUCGGUGAUUACGAAUUUCAGGAUUCGGAAGAAAGUCUCCAAUAUUUUCCUGUGCAGAACACCAAAAUCACCGAACCCUAUGAAUUCAUAGAGUUAAGAAUUGACAGCAAUCACGGUCAACUGGAAUACACGUGUUUGUACAGAUUCCGAGUUCAUGGAAUCCCCGCAUAGUGGAAUGCUUCAAAAGAAGUGUAAGAGCAGCCUGGAUGUAAAUUUUCCAUCAGGAAACAGGAUUAAACGGUAAAAUAACAUAGUCAGAACGGUGAAUAAUAUUUCUUAAAGCAAAGACGAAAGAUGUGCCUUGAAAUCACUUUUAAUGUGAAUAAUUAUCGCCAUACAUAACAAAAGAGAAAUUACGACUCGGGAGUUUCACAAACAGUCAAAGAAACUCGUCAAGUCGCCAAAAGCGCUUUUUCUCUCUGAAUUUGUGUCGAUCAAGAUUCAGCAUAGAUAAAUUCAAGAGAAAAAGUUUAUCCAGCCGUUCGAAAAAAACGCAACAAUUUGUACCAUUUUUUUUAUCCUAAAGAACGAAACGUUGCGAUUUGGAGCGAAAAUGUUUUUUACACAGUAGUUUCCAAGAGGCUCGGCAAAACAAUCUUUCCAAAAAAAAUUGAGAUUCACUAAAUGCUCCGAAUUCGUAGCCUUAAGAAACGAAUUCCAAAAAAAAAAAAUAAUUAAUAUUAAAAGAAACAAACAUGUAUAAAAAUAAGCACGAGUUACCCAAAGCGAAGUAAAAUUUAAUAAUAUUAUGCAUAAGGAUGCUGACGAGAAAGUACAAAUUAUUCAUGCAAAAAAUCACACAUACAAAAACGUAUCGAGCAAUGUUUUAAUAUAAAUGUAGAGUAAGCGUGAGUCUCGUUACUUUUCGUUAUUCUCGUGCGAUAUCGUUCAGAAGAAAUUGCUGAGAAUUCCUGUUUUUAACGCUUAUAAAUGUAAAAUAUACGUAAUUUGUAAUUCUUGUCAUGUUGGCAGCAUAUCAACGAGCUCAAAAAGAACAAAGCAAAACUCAUACGUCAUUUGAUCUUUUUGCAUUCGAUGAAGUAGUUUUUUCAUUCUCAAGAAUCAAUAUUUUCAAUUUCAUAGAAAACAAAGAAAAAACAAAACAAGAUAAAACUAAUAUAGUUUUGUAUUUAUUUUUGCCAUGGUACAUUUUUAUUCGCGUAACAUUCUGUGAUUUUUUUUCUCCGAGCUUGCCUUUACGGUGACACGAAUGAAUUUCAAAUGAGAAUGAAAACAAAAGUCAUGGCAGUGAUUAGCUCCUACGUCACAAAAUCUCAAAAAAGCUCUCUCUUCAUUACCCCGUAUUUCGCCAACGAGAAGUGAGUCAAAAUUGUUCAAGUACCACGUUUUUAAAAAUCGGUGACCUAUUCCUGAUUUUGCUACAUUUUUUUGAGAAUACUUACGUUUUUUUGUAAGUACUAAAAACUUGUGGUACUUAAGACCCACUAUUUUGAAUUUAAUGCACUUCGUAAUUUCAUUACCUUCAUAUUGAGAUGAACGAAGCCUUCGUUCUUCAAAGCACCGUGUGUCGUUGGUACUUUUACGACAUUUAUGUUUACACUUAUGACCUAAGUUUGUGAAUAAUAAAGAGAAUAAAAAAGGAAAAUUGUAAUUGUA
Messenger RNA from Venturia canescens, 4639 nucleotides. RefSeq lists its product as uncharacterized. NCBI's taxonomy places the organism in Eukaryota, Metazoa, Arthropoda, Insecta, Hymenoptera, Ichneumonidae. Gene Ontology annotation, cellular component: nuclear envelope; meiotic nuclear membrane microtubule tethering complex. Gene Ontology annotation, molecular function: protein-membrane adaptor activity. The record is from RefSeq and is a predicted model, not a curated record. The coding region runs from base 608 to 3193 and encodes 861 amino acids. The transcript has 12 exons.